Messenger RNA from Achroia grisella, 1317 nucleotides. RefSeq lists its product as uncharacterized. The record is from RefSeq and is a predicted model, not a curated record. The coding region runs from base 158 to 754 and encodes 198 amino acids. The transcript is spliced from 6 exons. NCBI's taxonomy places the organism in Eukaryota, Metazoa, Arthropoda, Insecta, Lepidoptera, Pyralidae.
UGAAAAUAUCUAGUCAUUGCAUUAAACAUCGUGUGAAUAUUUAUAAGUUUGUUUUGACCUGCUUUGUUAGAAAUAAAGUUUACAACACUGAGAUGUCAAGCGUGUCUGGGUUCCUGUAAGGAGGACGUGUCUAGCAAACGUGGAUAAGUUAGCACAUAUGAAGCGCAAGCUAUGUGUGGCGCCUGGUUUUACGUGUGACGACGACAUGGAGGAGCUCAAUGUGGCAGCUCUAUCCAGGCGGAAGGAGUCCGCGGCCCCGCUGACGGGGGAGCGAGACGGGACUAUAUUUCGCCACGCUCUUAAUUACCCACUUGCAUUGGUGUUGAGGCUUAGAGUAUUACAAAUAGUAUGCGGCAUAUCAGCUAUGGUCAUGGGCAGUGUGGCCUUUAUAGAAGAAAGGCAGAAAUUUAAUAUGGGGCUGGGCAUCCCAGCUGGAGGCAUCAGCGUACUUGCCGCAGCGGUAUCAAUCCAUACGUCGCGGGGAUGGAGCGCUGUGUCGAGCCCAGCGGCAGCGGGAGCGGGCGCGGCGAGCGUUUUGUGGGCCGCCGCCGCUUGUCUGCUGCUUGCAUUGGUCGUUCAAUGCUGUAGAACAAUAUUGGAUCCAUCCGGUGUAGACCAUGGGGAUGGACCAGAUGAAGAAGACUCAGCGCCCUCUUCACGAGAUUUAGUAGUAAUAGCGUGUGUACAAAUUGCUCUAGCCGCAGCAACACUCCUUAGCGCCGCGGUAUGCGCUAGGAUAGACUGCAGCGCAUGACGCGAGCCAACGCGGACGCUCACACGACGCCGCGUGAGUGAAGCGCCCGCUCUCGCUACCUCUGCCGCUCCUCCCGACAACGUAAUCCCACCCGACGACACAGUGGAACGAGAGAAGGGUGGGCGUGUAGCGUGGUUGAUAUAAAGGUGUAGUAGCACGUUAUUUCCACUGUGUACAUACAUUUGUAAAGUGAAAAAUGUACAUUCAACUCUUUGUUUAUACGACUAUGUUAUAGAUUAGAGUAAUGGAAACGUACGACGGUAAAGUAAUGGAAACUUUGAUAUUAAAAGGUAAACGUAUUUUGUUGGAAUAUUUGUUUUACUGUCUACGUUUGGUUAAGUUGAGUGAGCGGGGGUUUAAGUUUUAUGCAUGAGCAACAAAUGCAUUGUUGGGUUUGUAGGUUUGUUUACAGUUGCAAAUGAAGUGACGUCUGAUAAUACUAUAUUAUAGUCUUAUUACUUAUACUAUAUUAAUUUAUGUAUAUCAUAUCAAUUUAGGCAUACAUUUAUGUGUAUAUUACAGCUGUGCCCGCGACUUCGUUGGCGUGGUUAUAUAUAUACACU